ACCUGAAAUUAAUUUAUUUAAGUGAUAAACUGUAACGUGAACUCAGUUUUAAGAAAUAAAAUCAGAGGCGACAGAUUUUCAUUGUUACUUUGUGAAAUGCAUUUAACAUGCAUCAUUUCCGAUCGAGGAAAAAAAUCUACGUCAUUACGUGCUGCAUGUUGCAGCUUAUAAUAUACCUGCGGAGAAAGCAUAUACGAAACAGCUGCUUGAACAUCCAUUGCAUCCAUCAACUAUGGCACCCGAUAAAAAACAAAAAGGACGCAACAAGAAAAUUACCUUGAUUCAAAGUUCCAAGAAAGAUGAAAAAUUUUCGGCAAAUGGAACCACCAAUGGAUCGGCAGAAAUGACCGAAGAAGAGGCACUUUGUGCCAAACUAGAUGAAGAGGCAAGAAUCAACGCAGAAGCAAGAGCUUGCACCGGAUCACUUGCUGUGCAUCCACGCUCAAGAGAUAUCAAAUUUGCAAACUUUUCUAUUACGUUCUUUGGUUCGGAGAUGCUUCAGGAUACAAUGUUGGAGCUGAACUGUGGCCGUCGCUACGGUUUAUUAGGCUCAAAUGGAUGCGGUAAAUCAUCUCUUCUAGCAGUGCUAGGCAACCGUGAAGUUCCCAUUCCAGAGCACAUCGAUAUUUUCCAUCUUACCCGUGAGAUUCCAGCCAGUUCUAAAAGUGCCCUUCAGUGCGUUAUGGAAGUGGAUGAAGAACGUAUCAAGUUGGAGAAAAUGGCAGACGAACUUGUAGAACUAGAAGACGAUGAGUCCCAGGAGAGAUUAAUGGAUAUUUAUGACCGUCUAGACGAGAUAUCAGCGGAUGUAGCCGAAGCUAAAGCUUCACGUAUCCUCCACGGUCUGGGUUUUACAAAAGAAAUGCAGCAAAAAGCUGCCAAAGAUUUUUCUGGAGGAUGGCGUAUGCGAAUUGCUCUUGCUAGAGCUUUAUUUGUGAAACCUCAUCUGCUUUUACUAGAUGAACCAACAAAUCAUCUCGACCUGGACGCAUGUGUAUGGCUAGAAGAAGAGUUGAAAACAUACAAACGCAUUCUUGUUAUCAUUUCACAUUCGCAGGAUUUUUUGAACGGUGUUUGCACGAAUAUCAUCCAUAUGACCCAAAAACGCCUAAAAUAUUACACUGGAAAUUAUGAACAGUUUGUUAAAACUCGAAUGGAACUGUUGGAAAAUCAAAUGAAGCAAUAUAAUUGGGAACAGGAUCAGAUCGCACAUAUGAAAAAUUAUAUUGCGCGAUUUGGUCACGGUUCUGCAAAAUUAGCUCGUCAAGCGCAGUCAAAAGAAAAAACUCUUGCUAAAAUGGUAGCCCAAGGUCUAACCGAAAAAGCUAUUGAUGAAAAACAAUUGAACUUCUAUUUUCCUUCAUGCGGUACAAUUCCUCCUCCGGUGAUUAUGGUACAAAACGUUAGCUUCCGAUAUAACGAUAAAACACCAUACAUUUACAAAAAUCUGGAGUUUGGAAUCGAUCUAGAUACUAGACUUGCAUUAGUUGGGCCAAACGGUGCAGGAAAAAGUACAUUAUUGAAGCUAUUAUAUGGAGACCUAGUGCCUACUUCAGGAAUGAUUCGUAAAAAUUCUCAUCUCCGCAUUGCUCGCUAUCACCAGCACUUACACGAAUUACUUGAUAUGGAUAUGAGCCCUUUGGAUUACAUGUUAAAAUCGUUUCCAGAAGUUGUUGAACGAGAGGAAAUGCGCAAAAUUAUAGGUCGGUAUGGUUUAACCGGAAGACAGCAAGUUUGUCCAAUUCGACAGCUUUCCGACGGUCAAAGGUGUCGUGUUGUUUUUGCUUAUCUAGCCUGGAAAAAACCUCAUUUGUUGCUUCUGGAUGAACCUACAAAUCAUUUGGAUAUGGAAACAAUCGAUGCUCUAGCUGACGCUAUUAACGACUUUGAAGGAGGAUUAGUACUUGUCAGUCACGAUUUCCGACUGAUAAAUCAGGUGGCGAAUGAAAUUUGGAUCUGUGAAAAUGGAACUGUCACUAAAUGGAAUGGCAACAUCCUAGAUUACAAGGAGCAUCUGAAGAAUAAUAUAGCAAGAGAGGCGAAGAACUCAGAAAAAUAGGAAAAAUUUACAAUAAUCGAAUACCAACCAAAUUAAUUCAAUUAAACAGUAUAACAAAGUCCCAUAUAACAUAGCGCCUUUCUACAAACAGAAAUUAUAUAGACAAAAUAAUAACAACACAUAAGCAUCAUGCUACAACAUGAACUUUCAACGCCGUUUCAAUUCUUAGUUCAGAAGGAUUUGAAUUGUUUUUUUCUUCUGAUUCGCUGGCAAAUGUUCAGUUUUCUAAUAAUAGAAUAUAUUUUUGAUAAGACAGACAAAUUUUAGAGUGGUAAAGAAGAAAAUACAGCUGAAACAACAGGAUGCGCUUGAAAAGGAAAAUUCACGUACACUAGCUCGAAUCUAAUCUCGGCCACGUGCAACAGUAGAUUAGCACAAGCACGCGCAGCAAGUUCUACGAACUUCAACUUUUGUCGGGAAUAUAUCAGAAUAAAAUUAUACAUAAAAUAUUCUUGUUCUUGAAUACAAAAAAAAUAUCGCCUUUCGAUUUAGUAAAGUUAGUAUUUCAACAUAUGGCAACCGAAUCAAAAAAACGAGAAUAUCGUAUCGAACUGCAGCAGGAAGUAUUUAUUUAGAUACGCCCAAUCGCAGUCACCCACAUUAUAGUUAUGAUUAAUUUGAAGGCAAACAACUUAAACGGUUGAAAGUAAUUCGAUAUGAAUAAAAUUGCAUUAAACAUGAGUGCAUACAAGCUUUGAAUUUUAUUGAAAGUUCGAUGCCAAAUUUUUACAAGCGGUAAAAUUAAUUUGAUAUUGAAUUCUCCUAAUGGCAUCAUUGACAAAUUUUUGUAGAUCUGUUCUGUUGUAUAUAAUUCACCACAACGAUCAGUAUUUUAAUUUUUUGCUACACUCCCACUCAGAAUCCAUUAAAAUAAAACCAGUUACACAAAUUGAAAAUCUCAGAAUUAUUGGAAGAAAAAUAUUCAAUGUUUUAAUAGCUUAUAUGUUCUGUUCAGGAAAUCAAGUUUCGUCUACUACAAUAAAAAUAAUUACUAGAAUAAUCUUCGUUAUAUGGAAAAUUUUAAACUUUGUUAGGGAUUACGAAGCUGCUAUUUGUUUAGUUUUUUUGCAUGAGAGAACAAAGGAAAGAAAUAUUUUUGCUUUUGUCAACACGCAUAUUCUGAUAUUCUUCGUGAGUGUGAGCAUAAAACGUGCCUAACAACUAGUUUAGGAUAUAGUCUCGACUAGAUGGGUUACCGUUAAACCAUAUGGAUUAACAUCAGUUUAUGGUUAUUGAUUAUGCGGGAAGCCUUUACCGCAGGUUUAAAUUUCUAUUGGAAGACAUGUCUUCUAAUCUGGCAGCGAUGCUCUCUGCUUACACACCUAAAUAUCUCUUCAUGGUUCAGUAAAAUACUUUGCUGAAAGCAUAUCAGCAAACCGCUCGUUUGCUGGUUAACAGCAUUCUUUCCAAAAUGUUGCUGUAAUUCAGUUCCAAAAUUUGCUGAAUUACAAACAGCAAUUUUAUUUCUACUGUAAACCAGUAUUAAAUUGAUUGAUUUACUGAAAACCAGUAACCAAUUUAAUGAUUCACGAAAAUACAGCAAAACUAUUUGCUGAACACAAAGCAAUAAAUGAAUGUCUGCUGGAAAUCAGCGAGGAAAUCGACGCGUCAAAAAUUUUUACGUCACGCUGUCAUUAGUAAAAUCCGCCAAACUGCUGCGAAACUCAUACGAGAUUACUGCUAAGUUACUGAUGGCCGGUACGGGACCAUAGCUAAAUUACUGUUGAGCCAGUUUAAACGUGAAAGUAAAUAUGAAAAAUACACAUGUAUAGUUCAACAGUAAUUUGGUUAUGAUGCUGUGGCUGUGGGUGGGUAAAAGGUGGCGGUUGAGGCUGAGGGAAACAUGGUUCCUUUACUCUAACUGGUUCACCAGCGGAAUAUACUUUGCUUUGCUGAAUAUACAGCAAAAUUACCUUGCUGAUUAUUCAGUAAAUUGAAUUCAAGUUUGCUGAAGUUACAGUUAAGUGUUGUUAGUUGAAUGAAAUUCUGUAUUAAAAAAAAAUCUGUAUUAAAAAUCUGCAUCGAACAUGGAAAAAUUCAUUUCAUUAAUCUUUAAAAUUGAGAUUAUUAGCUAAGGGGCAUGCAAUUUCUGGUUUCUACUAUGUAUUAAAAGUAUGCGUUCUAAACAAGCAGGAGAGUGUGGAUUUAUUUGAAAAAUGAUCGAAUGAUCUGUAAUGGAAAAUUGAAAUUACCAUCUCGCCUUAUGGUGUUCAACAGCUCAGACCAAGUUAAGUCAUUUGUUUCUGUUGGAGACGACUGUAGCUGUCGGAGUGCCCCCCAUUUGUGAGUGCACUCCCCACGACGCUGAGCUCUCGAAAGACAGUUUCUGUCACUACGACGAUGCUGGUAGGCGCGUAUAUGAGGAGAAGAACAAUGGUCAUUGUUAGUUGUUGGCUUCCGUUUUAAGCAGUCGUCGAGUCACGAUAUUUUAGUAAUAAAUGUUGAUUUUAAUUUGUUUAA
This is a messenger RNA of Wyeomyia smithii (pitcher-plant mosquito), 4519 nucleotides long. RefSeq names its product ATP-binding cassette sub-family F member 2. The transcript has 4 exons. The coding region runs from base 233 to 2059 and encodes 608 amino acids. Gene Ontology annotation, molecular function: ATP binding; ATP hydrolysis activity. The record is from RefSeq and is a predicted model, not a curated record. Lineage: Eukaryota; Metazoa; Arthropoda; Insecta; Diptera; Culicidae.